This is a messenger RNA of Cannabis sativa, 546 nucleotides long. RefSeq lists its product as uncharacterized. Lineage: Eukaryota; Viridiplantae; Streptophyta; Magnoliopsida; Rosales; Cannabaceae. The transcript has a single exon. The coding region runs from base 1 to 546 and encodes 181 amino acids. The record is from RefSeq and is a predicted model, not a curated record.
AUGAGAAAUUGUGACAAAAGAGACCCGAAGAAAUUCUGUAAGUAUCACAAAGAUAUUGGUCAUACAACCCUAGAAGGUUGGUUUUUACAGGAUGAGAUCAAGGAAUUGAUCAGACGAGGGAAGUUUGGUGAGUAUAAGAAGAAUGAGGAAGGUCAUCCCCGAGCGGAUGAAAAGGAAGAAAAUAAUGAUGUGAGUGGUUUGAGAACUCCUCGCAGUAUAUUGACAAUUAUUGGAGGGCCUCACAUCGCAGGAGUCUCCAGAAAAUCGCAAGAAAGAUAUGCCAAGGAGGCAAGGGAGAGGCCACUUACUAAUGUAAAUAAUUUGAGUGAGCGGCUAGAGAAAUUAUUCAUGAAGCAGUGCGAUGACAUAACAUUCAUGGAGAGCGACGCUAGGCGGGUUCACCACCCACAUGCCGACGCACUAGUCAUUGUCGUUAAUAUUAGAGGAGAUAAUGUCCACCGUAUAUUAGUGGACAAUGGAAGUUCUGUGAAUCUCCUUAACUUUCAAGCUUUUAAACAAAUACGGUUGCAGGAGAAGGAUUUGUGA